AUGAUGGAGUCCAACGGCUAUGGCUACUACCGAGUGGUCAUUUUCUUCAGUAUGUUCACAGGAUAUUCCCUGUACUUCUUCAAUAGGAAAACUUUCUCUUUUGUCAUGCCAUCUGUGAUGGAAGAGAUCAAGUUAGACAAGGAUGAUCUGGGUCUGAUAGCCAGCAGCCAAACUAUGGCUUAUGCCAUUAGUAAGUUCAUCAGUGGAGUCCUGUCUGACCAGAUCAGUGCCCGCUGGCUUUUCUCCAUCGGCUUGUUUCUGGUCGGAGGCAUCAACAUAGUGUUCUCCUGGUCCUCCACUGUGACCAUGUUCUCUCUGCUCUGGUUUUUCAACGGUCUGGGUCAAGGCUGUGGGUGGCCCCCGUGUGGAAAAGUUCUGCGAAAGUGGUACGAGCCGUCCCAGUUUGGCACGUGGUGGUCGGUUAUGUCCUGCAGCAUGAAUGUGUCGGGCAGUCUGGGGCCUCUGCUGGUCACUGUGCUGCUGCAGUACUACGACUGGAGAACCAUCCUCUCCAUGUCAGGCCUUCUGUGUGCGGCCUUCUCCUUUCUGUGCGUCGCCUUCGUGAAGAAUGAGCCCAAAGACGUGGGUCUGGACAGCAUCGAGGCAGCAACCAAGAAGAAGGGAGGAAAUUGUGAAAGCACUUUGAAGGAAUUCCUCCUCUCUCCUUUCCUAUGGGUGCUGUCCCUUGGGUACUUGGUGGUGUUUGGUGUCAAAACUGCUGCUACUGACUGGGGCCAACUAUUCCUCAUGCAGGAAAAAGGCCAGACUGCUCUCAUGGGGAGUAGCUACAUGAGUGCUCUGGAGGUGGGAGGUUUUCUGGGCAGCCUUGCAUCAGGAUUGAUUUCAGACAGAGCUGUUGCACGAAAAGGCUUGAGUACUCAUGGAAACCCUCGCCAUGGGCUGCUGCUUCUGAUGAUGGCUGGCAUGUAUGUGUCCAUGUACCUGUUCAGAGUCACUAUCACACCAGACAUGGCACAGGAGCCACCGCUGUGGUUUCAGCUUAUUCACCCUUUCUCAUUGUUGAGCGGCAUUUCAGAAAAAGAGAUCUGGAUACUGCUUCUGGGAGCUUUGUUUGGAUUUUGUUCUUAUGGACCAAUAGCCUUGUUCGGUGUGAUUGCCAGUGAAAGUGCUCCUUCAAACUUCUGUGGGACCUCUCAUGCUGUUGUUGCACUGAUGGCCAAUGUGGGGGCCUUCAUGGCCGGACUUCCCUUCAGCACCGUGGCAAAACGACACAGCUGGGACACGGCCUUCUGGGUGGCCGAGGUGGCGAUGGGUGUUUCUACUGUUUGCUUCUUCCUUGUCCGCAACAUGCGCACCAAAAUGGGUCCAGACGCUAAGAAGACUGAGUAA
Molecule: messenger RNA, 1350 nt
Organism: Knipowitschia caucasica
Lineage: Eukaryota; Metazoa; Chordata; Actinopteri; Gobiiformes; Gobiidae
Source: the annotation of a GenBank genome assembly